AUGACCACGACCGUGAUGCAAAGAGCAAAUGCCACAGAAUUCGGACAUUCUGCUCCCCCAGAGGGUCCCCAUACCAUCACAACGCAUCUUCCCGGAUGGAAAUCGGCCGAAGGUCUGCUCAAAGGAGAUGUGGCCAUAUUGCAAAGAAUCCGGAGCAUAUACCCACGCUUUGGGCCGUUUGGCGUCGUUGCACAACUGUCCAUGGCCGUCCACAAAAAGCUGGGCCUCCAAGAAUCUCAGGCUUGCUUCAUUUGGGCGUGCUCCGAUGCCUUGGAAAAGACCAGGCUGCACGCCUGCUCCUCUUUCCGGGACGACAAGGACAGGGUCAAGAACACUUCCGAGAUCUACGAGACGGUCGUUCGUGUCAAACUAGGCUCAGACACGUUCAAACUUUACGUCAUCCUCGGCCCGGCUGCAAACCGCAAAGCUAUGGUGUUCUCGUGGCAGCUGGUCGGUUCGGGAGCGUCGACGAGGCUCGCCGAGGCGCUGCUUCCCGAGAUAGAGACUUCGUUGGAGGUGGUCGGCGCCGGGGGUGAGGAGGAUUUGCUGCUGCCCGAGGGCCUACCCGAAGACCACUCGCACGUUGCCCUCCGUCGACGCAUUCUGGAUUUGCUGCAGCGCUCCCCCAUCGACGCGGCACGCGCGGCGCAGCUCAGGCCUGACGACAUCUACCUUUACCCCAGCGGCAUGACGGCCAUUGUACGCAACCACGAGGCCCUGGUGGCUUACCGCCCCGGCAAGGUCCUCUGCCUCGGCGCCGUGUUUAAACACACCUGGAUACAGUUCACUGAGAGUGGAUGUGACGGCAUGAAGCACUUUGGCGCCUGCCAGGACGACGAUUUCCUCUAUCAGGUUGGCGAGUGGCUCGAGGUCGAGUAUCGGGAGGGGAGGCAGGUUAGCUACUGCUUCCUCGAGUUUCCGUCGAAUCCUAUCCUCGUCUCGGCCGAUCUCAAAAGCCUUCGUAAGCUUGCCGACAAGUACGGCUUCCCCCUCGUGGUAGACGACACGGUCGGCUCCUUUGCCAACAUCGACCUCCUCCCCGUGGCCGACGUCAUCGUAACGUCCCUGACCAAGUCCUUCAGCGGCUACGCCGACGUGCUGGGCGGCUCCGUGGUUCUGAACCCGUCGAUGCCGCAGCACCACGGAGCACUGUCCAGGACGCUGGCCUCGCAGCACCGCAACGAGCUCUUCGCCGCCGACGCCGCGACCCUCGUGUCCAACAACGCCGACUACCUCGCCCGCAGCACCACGCUGAAUCGCAACGCCGCCGCGCUGGCCGGCGCCCUGGCGCGCGCCACGGACGUCGUCACGGCCGUCAACCACGUCCGCCACGGCCGUACCUGUGCAAACUACGCCGCGUUCAAGCGGCCCGCGACGCCCGAGUUUGCGCCCGGCGACACGUGUCUGCUCAGCGUCGACUUUGCCGACCUCGACACGGCCGCCGCCUUCUUAGACGGCUGCGACUUCUUCCACAGCGGCCACCUCGGCGCUCACAGGACCCUCGCCGUGGCCUUUAGCUACAUGAUCUACCACAGCGCCGGCGAGGACGAGGGCAGGUACCACGCCGCGUACGGCUGUCGCGCCGCCCAGGUGCGCCUCAGCGCUGGGCUGGAGGACGAGGCUGAGCUGCUGGCCAUUGUCGAGGACGCCCUGGCCAGGACGAGGGCUGCCGUGGCGGCUGCGGCCGCGGGGAAGAAGGGCGUUGAGGUGCCGGGCAGCGGUGCGGCCUGA
Molecule: messenger RNA, 1731 nt
Organism: Pyricularia pennisetigena
Lineage: Eukaryota; Fungi; Ascomycota; Sordariomycetes; Magnaporthales; Pyriculariaceae
Exons: 3
Coding region: 1-1731 (576 amino acids)
Biological process (GO): transsulfuration
Molecular function (GO): pyridoxal phosphate binding; cystathionine gamma-synthase activity
Source: RefSeq, a predicted model, not a curated record